AUGGCGUACCCGUACGAUGCAAUACCCGAGGGGUACGAAGGAAUGCACUGGGAGGAUGACAGUGCGGAUGAGCAGGACGCUGAAUUGUCGCUGAACGAUCUGCUGGAGCACUGCUUGUUGCCCACAGUUCACGAAGCCAGUAUUCAGUUCGGCACUGUCAUGAUGUGGUGUUUGAUCUUCCGAGCUUCGGCUAGUUUCCUGCCGCUUCCUGCGAUUCCUGUGCACCUUCUGUCUGCCACGUGUGGAUUAGCAGCUUUGACGUCGAUGUUUGGCGAAGCCGUUUUGUAUUUCCCUGCUUUGGCGACCGUUGGAUACGCUGCUUUAGGUGUUGCGCGCUUUUGCACGCGGUGGGGCUAUCGGUGUUGUGGCCCAGUCUCCGCGUUUGCUUGCGUAGUGUUCAUCAUUUCUAGCUUUUCUGGGUGUUUUCAUUUCAGCGAGCUGGCAUUUUCCGAUCCUUCGGUCUGGCACAUGGUUCGAGGUGCACAAAUGCUGGUGGUCAUGAAAAUCGUAUCUGUGGGAUUCGACGUGGAUUCCGACGAAAAGGCCCAUCUUCCGAAUGCGUCCCAAUAUUACGGCUACAUUUUGCAUGUCGGCUGCGUCGUCUUUGGGCCGUGGAUCUCCUUCAAGGACUACUUGACUGUCCUCACGCGACCAUCCAUUAAUUUCAUCUGGGUGGUGUCGGUGAUGCGAAGUGGAGCCUUGGCCAUGUUCUGCUUUGCCAUGUCGUCGUGCGUCACGAUUUGGACGAGCACUUGGGGCACGUGGAAAUGGUGGCUGGCGUACAACGACGCCUUCGCCUACCGAAUGAGCCAUUAUUUCAUCUCCUUCAUGUCGGAGGCGACGGUGAUGGCGUCGGGGAUCGGCUGUCACGGGGAAGGGAAGACCUGGAGUUUCCCGGUGGCAGUUCCGUCCAAGAUCGAGUUGCCGAGGUCCUUGGUACAAGUCGUCGUUUACUGGAAUAUUCCGAUGCACGUGUGGCUGAAGGAAUACGUGUUCCGGCCAUCCCAGCGCUUCGGCCUCGGCGGGUUCCCUGCGAUACUGCUCACCUACGUCGCCAGUGCCAUGCUUCACGGACUCAACGGUCAGUUGUGGGCAGUUCUGCUGUCCCUGGGACUCUCCACCUACGUGGAACACAUUUUGCGCGAGAAAUUGUCCAGUAUUUACGACGCCUGCAUCAGAGCCCGGCCGUGCAAGGAGAAGUGCUCUCAUCACAAGACCUUCUUCAGCGCGGUGACGCUCGUGUGGAACACCCUGUUUUUCAUUUUAGCCAUUUCCAGCCUGGCCUAUCUCGGGGUCAUGUUUGACUCUGAUCCGAAACUGCAAGAGCAAGGUUAUGAUCUGACGCAUACGUUCGCAAAGUGGCUUUACUUGGAUUUCACGGGCCAUUGGAUAGCCUUGUCCAUGUACGUAGUGUACAAAUUGUCAUGAUUGGGGAAUCCGAAUUUGUUCUGUUUUUUGUUUCGAUCUGAUGAGGUUGUUUUUGUUUUGUUUUUUAUUGCAUUAAGCUAUCGUAUUUUUUAUUAGGAUAGUGGUGACGACGUUGACGCAAUGAGAGCUCGUCUUAUACGGUUGAACCUCAAUCACUUGAACUUCUCUAUGUAGAAAUUAUUUAUUUUUCUUGGUGACCCUUUAGUCGAAAUUCUCCCAAAAACGAUGCUUUUGAAAUCUCCCCAAGUAGAAGGCUCAAACCUCCGUAAGUGUAAGUCCAAGUUUUUUGAAGGUCUUUUGGAUAUCACUUUAUUUCUGCAGGAAAGAUAAAAGCAUUAUGAAUGAAUGUAACUGACGUUUUUGGAAUGGAAGUGACGGAUUCAUUGGGCGAAUAAUCCCUUGCCCUCAACUUUAGCAGUAUCCUUUUGACGCAUUCAGGAAGCAAUUCAAGGCCCAGAAUAUCUCCGAUUACAAUUUCCUGUAAUUAUUUUUUUAUUUUUAUCCAAUAAGGAAUGUCUGUUUUUCUCACUGUAAACCUCCUGAACUGGAAUUGUUUGCUGGUCCGUGGAAGUUUGCCUUGAAUAAGGUUCAAGACUGUAGUUGCUGUGAUUAUGGUGUUUUUUUUACUGACUGAUCUGAUGAAAUGUGGCGACUCGUUGACUAUAUUUCGUGUGAGAUACGAUGGUAUUUUCUUCGUUCUGGCUUCCGUUGAAUUUCCGACGACGUGCUGCAGAUUUUAAUUUUGACAGAAGCUAUGAUGUGUGCUUCUAAAUUCAGUGCUUUACGAAUCGACGGUGCGAUUUGAUGACAGAAGGCAGAAGUCCGUUGUGAGAUUGUACUCAGAUGCUGGCAUGGUGUUUAUUACAGUAUAUUUUUGUUGAAGACUCGCGAUUGCAGGGCGAAAGUAUUUCAAGAUUCAUUCCGUCUCAUGUGAAGUUUUGGAAAAAAAUAUGAGGAAACCAUUGAAAAAAA
This is a messenger RNA of Notodromas monacha, 2400 nucleotides long. The record is from the annotation of a GenBank genome assembly. Lineage: Eukaryota; Metazoa; Arthropoda; Ostracoda; Podocopida; Cyprididae.